AUGAAUGUUAUAGAAUUGAAUAUUUUGUUUCUUUUUUUAGCUUGUUCAUUGCCAGUAUUUCUGAAUGAAACAUCCUUGGACAAUGGAACUAGAAGUGUUGAAUAUGAAGAUUCAUUUGAGCUCGAGUGCAGUGCUGAAGGUUUGCCUCAGCCAAGUAUUAUCUGGUAUUAUAACGAUAAAGAAAUUACUGAACUCCUUGAAACGGGAACUAUUGACCAUGGAAGAAUAAGCUUGACUGAAGGGAACAAGACGUUGAAAUUCGUGCAUGCAACAGAAGCGGAGAAUGGUAACUACAGUUGCAAGGCAAUUAACCGGUUGGGAUCUGUAUGGGCUCACAGCAUUAUCAUUGUAGCUUCACCUAAAGUGAACAGACUCUGGCCAUGGGUGAUUGUUUUUACGAUAUUCAUCAUAUUCUUCCUGAGUGUCAUAAUAAUAAUCCUCUACCAGAGAGUCAAGCAUGAGAGAGCAUUGCUGAGAGAAUUGACGAAAACUGUUUUGGAAACAUUUGAUGAUGGCGCGGAGGGCGAUCUCAACCCAGAACUGGGCAUUGUUGAACAGGCAGAUCUCUUGCCUUACAAGAAGCAGUAUGAAUUUCCACGAGAAAAUUUGAGAUUAGGGAAACAGCUUGGCUCAGGAGCUUUUGGUGUUGUCCUGAAAGGUGAAGCGAAUGGCAUCUUGAAAGACAACGAGGUAACAGCAGUUGCAGUGAAAAUGCUGAAGCAGAAUGUCGAUGUGUCACACAUCAAAGCUUUGACAACAGAACUCAAAGUGAUGAUACAUCUUGGCAAACAUUUGAAUGUUGUCAAUCUGCUUGGAGCUUGCACAAGGAAUCUGAAUAAUAGGGAACUUUUGGUUAUUGUAGAGUACUGUAGAUAUGGGAAUAUGCAUGACUAUCUUAGAAGAAAUAGGAACAACUUCAUAAAUCAAAUCAAUCCAAAAACUGGAUUGUUUGACUCAAAUCUCAUUGGCACAAGAAUCACUGAAAGCGAAAGAAGAAGGCUGUUUCCGACUCAGUCUACAUCGAGCUACACUGGAGCGACACAUUCAGAUAGCUCGGUAACUUUCUAUUCGAAUUGCACUAUCAUGACAGACCUCUACUCGAAUCAACAAGCUCCCAGCUCUAGACUGGUCCAUAAUUACAAAAACCUCGCCAUUGAUCCACUGGAUGAAGAAGAUGACUACAUUGUCAGCAAAGAUUUGCUGCCCGCUUUGAAGCCACAAAGCAAGGGAGAGCAUGAAUUUUGCACCGAAGAUCUGCUAUGUUGGAGUUUCCAAACUGCAUGUGGAAUGGAGUAUUUGGCCAGUCGCAAGGUGCUGCAUGGUGAUCUAGCAGCAAGGAAUAUACUUCUGGCUGAAAAUAACAUCAUCAAGAUUUGCGACUUUGGAAUGUCAAAGAACAUGCAUUACGAAGAUAACUAUUGUAAAAAAGGCAAGCAACUUCUACCCGUGAAAUGGCUUUCAAUUGAAGCUAUGCGAGAUAGGGAAUUUUCUGUGUACUCAGACAUUUGGUCGUUUGGAGUUGUCCUGUGGGAGUUUUUCUCUCUUGCCAGAACACCGUAUCCUGGUCUUGAAGGUGUUCAGGAGCUCUACAAGAAGUUGGAGAGUGGCUAUAGGAUGGAACGACCUGUUUUCGCUCCCGAUAUAGUGUACAGGAUCAUGCUAGAGUGUUGGAGCGAGGAUCCUAAGAGGCGACCUCCAUUUAGCGACCUUACUGCAAGAUUGGGUUACAUGAUUGACAGAGAUGUUCAGAAGUAUUUCCUUGACCUAAGUGAACAAAUGGCAAAAUCUAACGAAGAAGAUGAAGAUGAAGGUGCUUGUCUCAUACAACCUCUCAAUAUGGAAUAUCAAAAUCUAAUCAAGAAAGAUAUUGAAAGUUCCAAAGAUAAAAAACAGACCAAAGAUAAGAAAACAGUGAAAGAGGUUGAAUUGUUAGAGUUGAAACCAGCACCUCAAAAUGGAGUUGACCCAAAAUCUGACCAAUGUGGAUUCUCAAACCAGACAUACGGUAAUGUGGAUCUGGAAAGAAAUGUUCGCACUGAGGAAAUUCUGCUUGUUUAGGCCAAGUGAAUUAAUUUAUAUUAUGUACAGUAAAAUUUGCAUCAGUCAAAUCGAAGGACCCAAGCUGUAGGAUCUAAGUGGAUUGCAGUCCACCUUCAGUUCAACAAGAUCAACACAAAUUCAUCAGAAAAUAUAGAUCUUUGUUCUAUACAAAAAUAAAACUUUUUAUUAUCA
Messenger RNA from Nilaparvata lugens (brown planthopper), 2232 nucleotides. RefSeq names its product vascular endothelial growth factor receptor 2. Gene Ontology annotation, molecular function: ATP binding; transmembrane receptor protein tyrosine kinase activity. Gene Ontology annotation, cellular component: signaling receptor complex. Gene Ontology annotation, biological process: cell surface receptor protein tyrosine kinase signaling pathway; protein phosphorylation; multicellular organism development. Lineage: Eukaryota; Metazoa; Arthropoda; Insecta; Hemiptera; Delphacidae. The coding region runs from base 1 to 2058 and encodes 685 amino acids. The transcript is spliced from 9 exons. The record is from RefSeq and is a predicted model, not a curated record.